AUGGCAUCGACUCCAGGACUUCCCCAAGACAGUCUGCUGCGCGAGGCCAACAGACCAUACUUUUACCGGGAGAGCUAUCUUCCCGGCGCUACAGCACAAAGCCAUGCCUCAAACCUACUGUUACUCCCCAAUGGUGAUGUCCUGUGUGCCUGGUUCGGUGGCAGUAUGGAGGGCAAGCCAGACAUCAGCAUCUAUUUAUCCCGUCUGAGAGCGGGUGAGCAAUCAUGGUCAGAAGCUAUACGAAUGACCCACGACAAUACCCGCAGCGAACAAAAUCCAGUCUUAUUCCGUACGCCAACUGGAGCUCUCUGGCUUCUGUACACGUCUCAGCACGCCGGAAACCAAGACUCGGCAAUUGUGAAGCAUCGCAUUUCCAAAGAUGACGGAAUCACCUGGGGAAAGGAGGAAGUUCUCUUCCCGGACUCCGGCAUCUUCAUUCGCCAGCCACUCAUCGUGCUGGAUGAUGGUGCAUGGGUGAUUCCCGUUUUCAAGUGUCGCGUAGAGCCAGGAGAGCGUUGGCUAGGGAAUAACGAUAUCUCUUGUGUCCGUGUGUCAAGGGACGAGGGACAUACUUGGACAGAGUCUGUUAUCCCAGAAAGUACAGGCUACGUUCACAUGGAAAUCCAGCGCUUAAAAAACGGGUCCUAUCUUGGCUUGUUUCGGAGUCGAUGGGCGGACCAUAUUUAUCUAGCAACCUCGCCCGCUGGCCUUUCCUGGACUCCACCACAAGCCACUGUUCUUCCAAACCCCAAUGCGGGCAUUUGUUUCGAUGUACUACCUUCCGGGAGGGUGAUUCUAGUGUACAACCACUCUUCCAAGCUAGACGCCACAGGACGUCGACAGGGCCUGUACGAUGAUAUUGGAGAUGGCGUUGACGAGCGCCAAGAUCAGAGAUCCACAGAAGAUGGCAGAGAAUCAUUCUGGGGAGCACCACGAGCACCACUAUGCGUGGCCUGGAGCGAUGAUUCAGGGAAGACAUGGGAGCGACGAGUAUUGGAAGAUGGCGACGGAUAUUGUAUGACGAACAACAGUGAGAAAAAGCUAAACCGUGAAUUAUCGUACCCAAGUAUGGUGCUUGGUGUAGACAGGAUUCACAUUGCGUACACCUUUUGGAGACAAAGGAUCAAGUACGUGCAGCUUAGAGAUGAUUUCUUCACGAGUUAG
This is a messenger RNA of Aspergillus pseudonomiae, 1164 nucleotides long. Its product is annotated as sialidase family protein. NCBI's taxonomy places the organism in Eukaryota, Fungi, Ascomycota, Eurotiomycetes, Eurotiales, Aspergillaceae. The transcript has a single exon. The record is from RefSeq and is a predicted model, not a curated record. Bases 1 to 1164 code for a protein of 387 amino acids.